AACAACACGUAUAUGUUCAAAGAAUACCAACUGAUUAAAAAUGAAAGGGAAGACGUUUUUGUUGCAUUUAUUCUGCAUUCUGUUGCUGUUUUUUGGGGCGUCAAGUUCAUCAGAAAGGCAUGGUAAUAACGAUGGUGCCAACGCUAAACAGGUUUAUAUCGUCUAUAUGGGAGCUGCGGAUUCAACAAAUGGUUCUGUUCGGAACGACCAUGCUCAGAUUCUUAAUUCAGUGCUAAGGAGGGAUGGGAAUGCUCUGGUACGAAACUACAAGCAUGGUUUCUCAGGGUUUGCAGCUCGUUUAUCAAAAGAGGAGGCAGAUUCGAUUGCUCAGAAACCUGGUGUUGUGUCUGUUUUUCCUGACCCCAUUCUUCAGCUCCACACAACACGUUCCUGGGAUUUUCUCGCACACCAAACACGUGUCAAAGUUGACACCAAACCAAACACGAUCUCCGGUGUUUCUUCUUCCUCAGACGUUAUCGUUGGCAUAUUAGACACAGGUGUAUGGCCAGAGGCUGAGAGCUUUAGCGGCGAGGGAUUGGGUCCGAUUCCGUCCCGUUGGAAAGGCAAGUGCGUGCCAUCACAUGACUUCAAUUCCUCCCGCUGCAACAGGAAGCUAAUCGGGGCGAGGUCUUAUGCUGUUUCUGGUGUCCAAGACUCGCCAAGGGAUGAAAACGGCCAUGGGACCCACACGGCGUCGACGGCGGUGGGUUCCUUCGUGAAAAACGCGUCGUUCUAUGGUCUGGCGGCGGGGAACGCAAAGGGUGGGUCCCCAGAAUCUAGGUUGGCGAUUUACAAAGUGUGUUAUCAAGGGGGAUGUAGUGGGUCGGCCAUUAUGGCGGCGUUUGACGAUGCCAUUGCCGACGGAGUGGAUGUGCUGUCGCUGUCGCUGGGUGGUAACUUCGGGGGGGACAUAAAAGACUUGCUCAAUGAUUCCAUCGCCAUCGGAGCAUUCCACGCCGUGGAACGUGGCAUCCUGGUGGUCUGCUCCGCCGGAAAUUCGGGACCGGAUUCGUACACGGUUGUGAACGACGCGCCUUGGAUUUUUACGGUUGCAGCCUCUACCAUCGACCGGGAUUUCGAAUCCGACCUCGUGUUGGGUGAUAACAAAACCAUCAAGGGUAGAGCUAUAAAUUUCUCUCCACUCUCAAGUUCUCCCAAGUAUCCAAUCAUAUCUGGUGAGCUUGCCAAAUCAAAAAAGAGCACCUUAGCUGACGCCAGAGUAUGCACGUCAGGUUCAUUAGAUGGAAAAAAAGUAAAAGGGAAAAUAGUGGUUUGUGAUGGUUCGGAAGACGAUAUCCCACCAAAGGACAAAGGUUCGAGAAUUAAAAAAUUGGGAGGAAUAGGUCUGGUUAUGGUUACCGAUGUAUAUGGGUCAGAAGCACCUAUUUAUGCUGACAUCCCAGUAACGGUGAUAUAUCCAAGAUAUCGCAAAUCAAUCUACAACUAUAUCACAUCAACCAGCAAACCAGUGGCAACAAUUCUAAGCACAAGAACAGUUCUUGGUUAUAAACCUGCUCCUACGGUGCCAGAUUUUUCAUCAAGAGGACCUUCCAGCCUUUCAAGCAAUAUUCUCAAGCCUGAUAUUGCAGCACCAGGAGUAAAUAUUUUCGCUGCAUGGAGUAAAAAUGGCAUAGAGAAUGUUCCGAAAGGAAGACAGCCCUCACCUUACAACAUAAUCUCAGGGACUUCCAUGUCCUGUCCACAUGUUUCAGGGCUUGCAGCCUCUGUUAAAACACACAACCCCACUUGGAGUCCCUCUGCAAUCAAAUCUGCCAUAAUGACUUCAGCAAUUCAAAACGACAACCUCAAGAGUCCCAUAAGAAAUGAUUCGGGAGUGUUAGCCACACCUUAUGACUAUGGGGCAGGGGAAAUAACAACAUCUGAACCAUUAAAUCCAGGGCUGGUUUACGAAACCAACACCGUGGACUACUUGAACUUUUUGUGUUACGGUGGAUUAAACAUGAGCACGAUUAAGAUCAUCUCCAGAUCUGUUCCUCACAAUUUCAGUUGUCCUAAGGAUUCGAGUUUUGAUCUCAUCUCCAACAUCAACUACCCUUCCAUUGCAGUAAAUCUCACUGGAAAACGAAAUGUGAGCGUCAUUAGAACUGCCACAAAUGUUGGUGAACUAGCUGAAACAGUGUACUCUCCCACUGUGCAUGCUCCAAGUAAUGUUAUUGUCACUGUAACUCCAGAUAAACUCCACUUUACAAAGAGUAGUAAAAAACUAAGCUACAAAGUUAUUUUCUCAGCUUUGAAAUCCUUAGAGAACGACUUGUUUGGAUCCAUUACUUGGACCAACGACAAACAUACAGUUCGAAUUCCUUUUGUAUUAACAAAAUAGUAAGACAAAAAUAGGAAUGAAUAAAUGCAAGCUAAGUUCUUCAUGCAUGA
Messenger RNA from Vigna radiata var. radiata (mung bean), 2391 nucleotides. Its product is annotated as CO(2)-response secreted protease. Lineage: Eukaryota; Viridiplantae; Streptophyta; Magnoliopsida; Fabales; Fabaceae. Gene Ontology annotation, molecular function: serine-type endopeptidase activity. Gene Ontology annotation, biological process: proteolysis. The record is from RefSeq and is a predicted model, not a curated record. The transcript is spliced from 9 exons. Bases 41 to 2341 code for a protein of 766 amino acids.